AUGACGACUGACUCGUUACCCCGACGCUCGUUUUUGGGGCUGGAGGGUCAGCAUGUUUUCAUCACUGGCGCUGCUGGUGCCAUUGGGGGCGAGGCGGUGCGCGAAUUUCUCGAUCACGGAUGCCGUGUCACGGCCUAUGACAGUCGCCCACUCCAGCUCUCUGGAAUAGACGCCGAGCGGUUUUCAAGACUGCAGCUUUUGAGCGGAGAUGUCGGUGAUGAAGAGUCAAUUCAGACCGGGUUUAAGAAGGCACAGGAACGAUUCGGACCUGCGAAUAUUCUAGUGGUCAAUUCCAGCCUCGAGGACAAGACCAACAAGUAUCCCAUCUGGGAUCUGCCCCUGGACGAAUGGGAAAAGAAUUAUAGAGUGAAUGUCCGCGGCUCUUUUCUUGCCAUCAAGCAUUUCCUGCGAUGUGUAAGCGAGUGUCCGCAGGCCACCGGCACUGAGCUGACCAGCCCGGCCAUCGUUGUGACGGAGACGGAGACUGGCGCUGGCCUUGCUGCAGGAAAAGCUGGUCUACACUAUGGUCUUCUCAACACCGUCCGAGACGAGAUCAGGCAGCUUCAUCCCGAUGGCCGAAUCAAUGCUGUCACUCGCGGCCUCGUCAGCGAGACAGGAGAAAAUGCGACCACUCCAGCAGAUGUAGCUCGCACUAUGGCUUUCCUAGCCUCGAAGCGUGCGGCUGGACACAUUUCCGGACAAUGCAUCCGUGUUGAAGGCAACAACGAUCUAACUACAGCCAUGAUCCAAGAAUCGAAAUCCCUGACUAUCAAGGACUCCGUGCAGUCAAUCCCCCCGGCUCUAUCCAAAUCAAAGCGUAACAAGAUUCGCGUUGCGGUUUCAAUUGACCUCGACGCUGUCUCGGGCUGGCUGGGAACAAACUCGCACCCUGACAAUAACCUCGCAGACUACUCGGCUGGAUUCUUCGCCGCCCGAGUGGGUGUCCCUCGACUCCUGCGCAUGUUAAAGAAGCUUGAUCUCGCCAACAAAUGUACCUGGUUCAUUCCAGGUCACUCAGCCGAGAGUUUCCCGGAGGAAGUCAAGCAGGUCGUCGCAUCUGGCUGCGAAGUCGGACUGCACGGAUAUGCCCACGAGGGCGCCUAUCAACUCACACCGGAGCAGGAGCGCGACGUGCUGGUGAAGUGCAUCGAGAUCGCGCAGAACCUCACCGGCAAGAAGCCAGUCGGAUAUAGGGCACCUUUAUACCAGCUCCGAGAAUCAACCCUUGAUCUGCUGGAAGAGUUUGGCUUUGAAUACGAUGCCUCCCUCACCGACCACGACUGUCACCCAUUCUUCGCCCCAAAACGCCCGCCUCUUACCCCCAUAGACUUCUCCAAACCCGCCUCAUCCUGGAUGCACCCUGUGAAAGAAUCAUCUUCCCCACCCGAUCGUCGUCCUUUGGUUUGUGUCCCUUGUAACUACUACAUGGAAGACAUGACCCCCAUGCAGUUCCUUCCUCAUUGCGAAAACUCACAAGGGUACGUCGACACACGCAUGAUCGAGAAUAUGUGGCGGGAUCGAUUCCUGUGGAUCCGAGACAACGAGGAGGAGCCUAUCUUCCCUGUGUUGAUGCAUCCGGAUACAAGUGGCAUGGCGCAUGUUAUUGGGAUGUUGGAGCGCAUGUUACGGUGGUUGAAGGACUGGGAACGGGAGGGGGAGGUGGAGUUCUUGCAGACUGGGGAGAUUGCGAGGUGGUGGAAGGGGAAGAUGCUGAAGGAUGGAAAGUUGCCCCGCAGCUAA
Molecule: messenger RNA, 1740 nt
Organism: Penicillium maclennaniae
Lineage: Eukaryota; Fungi; Ascomycota; Eurotiomycetes; Eurotiales; Aspergillaceae
Product: SDR family oxidoreductase/polysaccharide deacetylase family protein
Exons: 4
Coding region: 1-1740 (579 amino acids)
Biological process (GO): carbohydrate metabolic process
Molecular function (GO): hydrolase activity, acting on carbon-nitrogen (but not peptide) bonds
Source: RefSeq, a predicted model, not a curated record